GGAAGACUUCAGUUGCGAACUAAGUUCCUAACUGUUCGGAGCAUUAUGCGUUCAGCUGUUGGUGUCUGUGUUUGCGUGCAAAUUUUACUUGUCAUCGUUGUCCCAAACUAUGCGGUGGAUUUUCCUAAAGGUAACUAUGUCGUAAAUUGUUUUCUGUUCUUGUUUCGAUUUCAAUUGAUGAUGAGAACGCAUAACCACCGCGAAGUGAUCUUAAGCUAGUACUUUGAGACACUGCUACUCUGUUUGAUAUGUGACUUUCAACUAGACUCGUUUCUUCGUAAUGCAAAUAUGUAUUUCUUGAAAACCGUUGGAAUGGAAGUUCUUCUCGGACUUUGACGCAAUUGUAACGACAUGUGUAUUCGACAGCAUUUCACAUGCCUCAUUUCAUGACAAUCAUAGGUAAAAAUAUUUCAACUCUGCAAUGGCAAAAUCUCUUGUUUACUGUCGUGCUUAUAAAGCUUGGACGUGCUGUUUCAGAAUUUUUAAUCCACGAAAGAGAAAGAUCUUACGUUGUACGUCAUGAUUUUCUCUGCAAUUCUGAGUACGUCCUCUACUCGAUAUGCUCAAUAUAUGGCAUUGCAUUUCCUUUUCCUCAGUAGUUUUGACGCACGAUUUCUUGAAAACUACACUAUUGCCAGAAUUGCGUUUUAUUUCAAUUCCUUUGGUUAAAGCUACGUCACUACCCAAUUAGGUUAAAGCUAUCCGAAAAUUUCCUAUGUAACAGGGUCAAGCGAACUUGAUCACAAGUCUCUAGCAUAACCCAUUAGAAAUUCAAUUCAUCAGGAAAAGAUUAAUUUUAUUUUACCCAAUUCAACCUUAUAAUAAGGUCUCAGAGGUUUUAAGACGAAUCUAACAACCGUUCAGUGACAUGAUGCAACUCAAUGCGAUUUCAUUGAACAUUUUCUCGAGACAUUUAUGAUAAUAAAAUUACACAUUGUUUCAGUUGUUAAGGUCUGCUUUGACAAGUUCCAAUAUCAUUGUUAGUUAACGAGACAAACAAACAAAUGAAUCAAUGUUAAAAUUUCCCUCUCAUUAGCAUCACAAUAGUUCUUGAAAAGUUUCAGGUCAUUUUAUUAUCUUGUCUGACUCUCUUUUGAAAUUGCCGAAAACAAACUAAACAGGAGUCCGCUUGUUCCGCUCCUUUCUUCAUCUUGAGGUGGUACUGAUCGCAGAUUUCAGCAGUAAACUCAUGAUCGCUACAGAGAACAGAUGCAACUAGAAUUUUCCAUAUAACCUGGAGUAACCUUUCUAUUUAUUCAAAGAUCAGUAAUUCAAAUUGUGAUUGAUGGUGUCUGGGUUUGCUUUUGAUUGUCGAUUAAGGAGUAUAAUUAACAGGAAAACCACUAAAAGGCUCAUGUAGGGUUUGUACAUAAGCGGUUUAGUUGCGGAUCAAGGAAUAUCGAAGUUGGCGAAUUCAGAUUGAUUAAAGGAAAAGGGCACCACAUAAAAAAAUUAAUUCGAAAGGAAAACGCCUUGUUUCGAUAAAGGCGCAAUUAAGAAGGGGGCACUUCGGAGCAAUUAACUUCAAAGACGAAUCGAUGAGGCAUAACAUUUAUCUCUGCAUUAUAAUGAAGAGCCCUAAUUUUAAAUACAAUUAUAAAAAGCUCUGAUUUCCAUUGCUGUUGGCGCAAGUACAAAAACAAAAAAGAGAAAAAAAAAAAAAAACGUCAUAAAACAUGGCAAAACAAUAAGUCCAAAAACGAGUUAUUUCAGUGAGUUACUUUCUCAGUGGGUAAUCGUUUCCUCUUUGAGAGAAAGUGUUUCACCGGAAACGAAGAAAGUUCCAAUCUCUUAUAGGAGGUUCAAUUAUCACUGCUUGAGCACUUGCCUCAUUGUUUUCCAUUUUCUCUAUUUUUAGCAUGAGAUAUAAUUAAUUUUAGUUGGAUUCUAUCCUUGGGUUCUAUAAAUAGCUAUAGAAGGUGUUAACGACAGUCUUCAAGUUGCCAAAUGAUAAAACAUGAGAUAUAACCACGCCUUUAACAUUACUAAAAACAAGACUGAGAAACAUCGACGUCCGAAUAACCCAUAAAGCCUACACUCUAAGAAACGCCCUAUCCAAGAGAGACGAACCAGAAUGUAAACGCACCAACUGCCCUGUUGCACACACAAAGUUUUGUUUACGCAGAUGCACCAUCUACAAGAUCACAUGCGUCAAAUGCCACCAAUUCUACGUCGGCAGCACUUACCGACAUACAUAAGACCGCGUAAAAGAAAUUUAACAACAACAAAUCUUCUGUGUUCACGCACUUACUCGCAUGCCAAAGGAUCACCAAAAACGUGAAAAUAAAACAUGACAUUAUAUCAUAACGUAUUUAUUCAAGAUGAAAAAAAGAAAAAUAAUGAAACAUCUUGAAAAGGAAGACUGGAGGUUGACCCUAUGACGUUUUCCUAAAAUUAUCGACAACCACAAUGAACCAGUAAACCUUCUCCUCCUCGAGGCACUAAAGAUUAGAAAACCUAAGCCCGAAAUCAACUCUAGGGAGGAGUGAGCCGAACUCGUUGACCUUCUAUUCUGCCAACACUACAUUUAUUUUCUGCUAAGACCUUUCGUUCUAACUAUUUCUACCGCAUUUACAUUCCUGCCAUUGUCCUGUCUUAUUGUCUGCUGAACCCUGAUUACCUAGCCUAACACCUCGCCCGAUAUACUCUUCACUUCAAAGAUUCCCUCUACAUUCCCUGAUGAUGCCGUAGAUCGGCGAAAGCUCGAAAGACUGAAUUAUCGUAGCAUACCUGGCCUAACUUGAUUUACACGUCUGACAAGAUUUAUUGGUUGAAAGUUUUUUUUUUUCUGGCAAACCAUAAACAGCUUUAAACUUUUCCUCUUUUGGAGGAAAAGCGAAUGAAGAAACAUUCCGUCAAGUGUUAUUUGCGUGAAGGAGUCGGCCAACAUAACUAAAAUUUCUGCAAUGCCAUAGCCACGACAGGAAAAGCGUUGUAAUUCCUUUGCUUUGAAACUUAUGCCACGUCACUCAAGUUCCUCAUUUUCAAAACGUCUCCGUUCGUCAUUUUCAAAACAUCUCCGUUCGUCAUUUUCAAAACAUCUCCGUUCGUCAUUUUCAAAACAUCUCCGUUCGUCAUUUUCAAAACGUCUCCGUUCGAAACUAUUCGCGCGAGUUCUUCUCAGCUAAACCGCUUUAGUUUUGUUUCAAGGGCACCUAAAUUCAGCGACAAUAGGCUGUUUUGGAGAACUAAACAAAUUCACUUUCAAGACGCAGCCAAGUGGCAAAGUUUUCUUGGAUCUAAUGGUCUCUUGCGUAUGAAUUACUAAUCAUUUUCGCAUGUACAUUUUAACAGGUCCCGGAUGUGGUGCGCUUCUUACAGACAACCUUGUCAAUUACACGACUAAAGUAGGGUCUUCUUAUAAUGACAGCUUUGAUGAAAGUCAUAUUUUUCUGAAUAGUACAGGGGCUUGGUGUGCAUUGUGGAAUCACGGACUUGUGUAUCCAGAGUUCACUUUCGGUAAGGAAUAUUUACCCUUAAGAGAAAGUUAAUCAAUUCAAAUUAUCUCCACCUUAAAUUUCUUUUCUCCUCUUGGCUUAGAACAUCUUUCAGCUACUCAAAAAUUCGAGAUAAAUCUAUGUUCAUUCGUACGAUGAAAGAUUUAAAAUACCCCUUAUGUUCGCAGAUGCUUAUCCCUACCAUGACGCGCGUAGAAAAUUUUAAGCAUGGUUGCCUUGCGUGCCAGCUCAGCCAAAUAUCUUUCUUGAAUUUUUAUGGGCCGCGCUCACAGCUAAGGCAAACUUUCAACAAUGUUGACGCUUGAUAAAAAAAUCAUGAUUAUCAGAAAGAAGGACUACAAAAUGAAUUAAAAGAACUCGCCGCGGGUUUUCUUUGUUUUGAAAGAAGUAGUGUUAACUGUUUUGUCGCCAGGACUACUCAUAAAUUUUCUUUUGCAAACUUUGGGAAGCAGUCGUGAAAUAAUCAUUGUAUAAACCGGCAAGAAGCACUUUUGUCUUAUGGGGAGUUCAAAACAUAUAACCAGGAACUUACAAUCUCGAAAUCUUGCCCACACACAGCAUUGUUAACGACAGAGUUUUAAUGAGACAGAUUUUGACUAUGAUAGUUUUAUGGUUUGGCAGCUUUUGGUUACGUAAAAAGGUUUUUUUUUGUGACUUAAUAUCGAGAAUAAUAUUCAAAUUUUUUUAUUUUUUUUUACAGAUAAGCAAGUCAACAUUUCUGUAUUUGCAUAUCAAGGGCGAAGUAACAGCCAAGACUAUGUCACGAAGCUCUUUAUUUACUUCAAACGUAUCAAUUUAUGGAAUGUCUUUUGGUCCCAUUAUCCAACGGAUGAUAACGUUGAGGUUGUUAAAAUCACUUGAUUAAAUUCUCUCUUAGUUUAGUUAGAUUAUAACAAUAAUAAUAAUCAACUUUUUUUUUCGAGGGUGGCACUUGACAGUAUAAAGUACUAAUAAACUCGUGGCCCUCAAGAUUACGACCACGCCGGGUGCUGUGGCCGUCUGUUUUUCAUAUUUUAUGAGACAACAAGAAAAGAAGAGAAAUCAACCCGUAAGGAAACCUCAAUUUUUUUUCUUUGUAAAUAUCGUAGUAUUUUGAUUACGCACCGACCACCGAUGGAGACGAAAUUGCGUACUUCCCUCUGAAUGGACUGGUGGCUCAGCGAGUAAAGAUUAGAGUUCAAACAUGGAAUAAAAUCUGCAUGCGGGUUGAGUUAUAUGGAUGUGUAGUAGGUAAGUGACUAUGUGACUAUGACUGCACAGUAGUGCUUGCUAUUAAAGAUCAAUCAUUCCCCUCUUAGCUUGAGAGGAGGGGUUGAGAGGUUGGAGUUAUAUGGAUGUGUAAUAGUUAAGUGAUUAUGAAUGUACAAGUGAGCUUGCCAUUAGAGACUAGUCAUUCCCCUCUUAGCUUGGGAGGAGGGGUUGAGAGGUUGGAGUUAUAUGGAUGUGUAAUAGUUAAGUGAUUAUGAAUGUACAAGUGAGCUUGCCAUUAGAGACUAGUCAUUUCCCUCUUAGCUUGGGAGGAGGGGUUGAGAGGUUGGAGUUAUAUGGAUGUGUAAUAGUUAAGUGAUUAUGAAUGUACAAACGUGCUUGCUAUUAGAGACCAGUCAUUCCCCUCUUAGCUUGGGAGGAGUGGGGUGGGGUGGGGUGGAGGUUGGAGUUAUAUGGAUGUGUGAUAUGUAGGUCACCAUUUGCUAUUAGAGACUAAUUAUUCGCGUUUUAGGGAGAGGGAGGGGGGAGGGGGGAGGGGGGAGGGGCAAAGGUGUUUUUCAGUUGUGCCCGAUAACAUUUCUCUGAUCCUCAUAGGUCUCUGUAGUAUUCCUAUGUUUCUCCAUUCCCCCUCCCCUCUCCUCCCUCAUUAACAGCAAGAGGAACACCUUAUCCUCUCUUGUUGGAAUUUGGUUUGCAGUCUAGUACUGUAGUCCCUCUCCCCCUCCCCCCUCUUUAAGCUCUGAUGGCGACAAGUGAUUCCCCUCCUUUCCUUUCUGAAAACCAGGUGACUCCCCUUAAAAAAUGCUCUUCUUCGGGCAAUUACAAACAAGUUUAUGAUGGGCACUUUACAUACUGUCAAUCACGGCAAAACUACCUCCCUCCUAGUUCAUUUAAACAUCACCUCCCUCCUAGUUCAUUUAAACAUCUCUCUAGAGUCACUAGCUUCCUAUAUAUGAGAGAAGAUUUAUUAAGCAAAAUGUUUUUACAUGGUCUAAUGCAAGUCAAGUUUAAGACUCUUUCACCCCUUUCCGAUACCACUCCUUUCCCAACUCCCUCGAUACUCACUGGGCCAGUGUCUUAAAUUGUAGAGUCUAAUUUGCUAGUCAUGUCUUACCCACACCAUUCUCAAAUAUUUGUGUGUGCUCGAAUAAGCAACAAUAAAAGUGUUAUUUAUUAACAGUUAAUGGGGGAUUCUCGAAUUGGUCAGAUUGGACUCGGUGUUCCAAUCCAUGUGGUAACGGAACCAGUUUUCGAAACAGAACGUGCACCAAUCCCGCUCCGCUUCAUGGCGGAAAGUAUUGCGAGGGAGACUUUAACGAGAUGAUGGACUGUGUAGGAAAUGAGUGUCCAGGUGGGUGAAGAAACAGUAACCAUUUCCCAACCCUCCUUUUUGUCGUCAACCUUAUCCUCUCUUGUUGGAAGUUAGUUUGCAGUCUAGUUCUAUAGUCCCUCUCCCCCCCCGUCUUUAAGCUCUGUUGGCGACAAGUGAUUCCCCUCUGUUCCUUUUGAAAUCCAUGUGACUCUCCUUAAAAAUACUCAACUUCAGGCAAUUACAAACAAGUUUAUGAUGAGCGCUUUGCAUACUGUCAAUCACGGCAAAACUACCUCCCUCCUCGUUCAUUUAAACAUCAUUCUAGAGUCACUAGCUUCCUAUAUAUGAGAGAAGAUUUAUUAAGCAAAAUGUUUUUACAUGGUCUAAUGCAAGUUAAGUUUGAGACUCUUUCACCUCUUACCGAUACCACUCCUUUCCCAACUCCCUCGAUACUCACCGGGCUAGUGUCUUAAAUCGUAGAGUCUAAUUUGCUAGUCAUGUCUUACCCACACCAGUCUCAAAUAUUUGUGUGUGCUCGAAUAAGCAACAAUAAAUGUGUUAUUUAUUAACAGUAAAUGGGGGAUUCUCGAAUUGGUCAGAUUGGACUCGGUGUUCCAAUCCAUGUGGUAACGGAACCAGUUUUCGAUACAGAACGUGCACCAAUCCCGCUCCGCUUCAUGGCGGAAAGUAUUGCGAGGGAGACUUGUACGAGAUGAUGGACUGUGAAGGAAAUGAGUGUCCAGGUGGGUGAAGAAACAGUUACCAUUUCCCAACCCCAAUUUUUGUCGUCAACUAUAGAUAGGGGACCUUAUGAAACAAUAAUGGCGACGGAAACGAAGACUUGGCAAAACAAAAGAUUUCAUGGGCAGAGCAAUUGCUCAGCACGUGCGUUUUAAGAAUUUGUACAUUUCUUAGCCGUCCUCUACAAAACAAGGACAUUAAAUAACCAAAAUUUGCGUAGUCAAAGAAAAGAGAGCUCGACGUCGAAUUAUUUAAGUUUCCUUUUGGGACUCAAUGCUGCUCGGGUACCGGCGUCAGUGCUGAAGUUGAGAUGUGGCGCCGUGACGAACGGUUAAUUUGGUAAAAACAUGCCGCCAUUCGCGGAAAUUCUAACAAAAGAUAUGAGAUCCCUUUUUUCAUUAAUGUGUUCCUCGGCGUUGCUGUCCUGGCUGUUUAAGGUCCCUAUUACAUGGUCCGUGUACUUGUGCCUCCAAACCUUGCAUCGUGUAUUGACAGAUUCAGACCUCGAGGUAGAGUAAUGGCGUCUUAGAAAAAAAACAAACCUUUCAGCUGUUUUUAGCAUAUAAAUAUUAACUAAAAAAUAACAGAAUAAGGGUGAAGGAAGAGAGAGAUUUUCGUGGACUGUUCUGGUGCACAAAUAGCUUUUGGUGAAGAAUUAUCAUGAAUAAGGUAUCAUAGCUUAGUUACGAGAAAACUUAAGUAACGUUUUCACUUUUUAAUCAGUAUUCAAGUCCAGCUGGGAGACAAAAUAUCCUUUAUUCAUUAUUGCGUUUUGCGCUUGGUUUCACAGUCAAUGGAGGCUUCUCUGAUUGGUCCGAAUGGAAUACCUGCAGUGUGACCUGUGGGACCGGAUUCCAAUUACGUCAACGAAAUUGCACCAAUCCCCCUCCGGCGCAUGGUGGGCAAAAAUGUGACAGCGAAGAUUUCACAGAAGUGCGAAACUGCACAGCGUCAGCAUGCUAUGCAAAAGGUAAAUGUAUAUCAAAAUGUUGUUCUUUCUUCUGCAUGAUAACUUUGCUAUACAAAAAUAUUUUGUGCUUUCAAUAAAAAAUUUCCUUUUCUGUUUUACUAGUACAAGUCACAAAUACCAAUUCUAAGUCGCUGACAGAAUCGGGAAUUUCUAUUAUUUCUCUUCGCUAUUUUUUUGCACGCGCCAUAGUUCAGCAAACACGAAAGAAAAAGAUUAAGCACUUUUAAAUUACCCACCUUCUCGCACAACAAUCAAAGAGCUGAAAAUAGCACGGUGUUUAUAUUAACUACAUAUUACAAUGAAAAACUUUCUUAGGGAUAAAGCAUGUAUUGUUGUGCUAAACAAAGCACCAAGGCAACAGUGAAAGCAUUUACAAGUAUGAAUCAAACAUACCAUAGAAAUUUCGAUCCAUCAGCGGGCUUUGAUUGCUAGAGGAGGGAAUACAUAUUGAAAGUAACUCAUUAAAAUUUAAAUUAAUACAGUUAAAUCAAGUCAUUUGACAUAUUCAGUUGUCAUCGUUGCAUCAGUCAAACAGUACCAAACUGAAAAUAAAUAAUCGAAGAAAAACUCUUUCAAGUGAAGUGUCUCAAUUGCAUCAGUCAAACAGUGCCAAACUGAAAAUAAAUAAUCGAAGAAAAACUCUUUCAAGUGAAGUGUCUCAAUUGGACACGAUUGAUACAUCUCCUAACCGGCCAACACUAAAAGAAAAAGGAAAAGUGCCAAAACUAGAACUGCUCAGCUGUUUUUGUUUGUUUGCUUGUUGUACACAAUGAUUGACCAUUAAGCGCCGUGGGCGAGUACAAUAAAUAAAAUCAAGUCAUCGUCGACUGAAAUUUUAAAUUAAAAAAUUAUUGUGGCCUUCCUUGUUUCCCAAUGCUCUAAAGAACUAACUCUGAAGAAGUAAUUACCUGAGCUGCCUUUCGUAUGAUUAUCUUUAGGCUGCACUGCUAUCUUACGUUACUGUUGCGGGGGCGAUGAAAUUACUCUGGCAAUGUAUCGCCAGAACGAUAUGUCGCGAUGACGUAAACCUUACUUUAAGGUAAAAAGCUACAGCGAUAUUUCGCUAAGGCGAUUUAACGUGAUGAUGCACCUAGCCCUACGAUAUAUCAAUGAUAUAUCAACGAUUUAUAGUAUAUUGUUGAAACAACAUUUCGUUGAAACGAUAUAUCAGUGGAACGAGAUAUCACAGGAAAUCUCUGAUAUCUCAUCGAUUUAUCGGCAAUAUUUUGGAAAUAAACAAAGCGCUUUAUUCGACGUUAUAAACCAACAAAUACUUUUACCCGCGUGCGAUAGGUCUAAACGCAUUAUGUAAUCGAAUAUUCCCCAGCUAAAGCUGGGAAACAUCCGAGGAUGUACCUCAAGUGAUAUUCCCCAAUUAAAAAAACUUACGUUAAGGCUUCGUUUAAAAGCUAAUUCAAGAUGAGGAAGCGGUUUGUGGUUGUUGUAGAAGAAGGGACUUGUGUGUUUUUUUUAUAUAGUCAUAUCAGAGAGCAAUUAAAAUCGAACAUCCUAUGCAAUGAACGGUAAGCUGUUCUAAAACAUUUAUUGCUACAAACUGCAAAAUAUUUGGAGAAUAAUAAUCGCAAUAGCUUCGAUUUCGCACAAAAUUAUGAUGGGAUCUUUGUUCUUGGGCAUACCUGUUCCUCGAAGCUCACAGUUUAAAUCGAGCUUCGCUCUCGGAAACUCUUCGCAAACUAUUCGCAUCUCGGAACAGAUAAUGUUCAAGGCCAAAUAUGCGCGCUUACUUUCGCGCCACAUAGAAGCCACUGUUUUUAUAGCCGUUUGCAUUACUUUUGCAUAGUGCUGUUUAUUAUCAAGAAUCUGGUCAUUUUUAGGGUUUGAGUAGUCAAGAAAUAAGGUAUAGGCAUGGCAGUAGUAUUCAAAAGAGUUCUCUGCUUUAUUUUGAAAGUUGAUGGAGGUUUUUCAGAAUGGUCUAACUGGACAACUUGUAGUGUGUCGUGUGGGAGUGGAUUCCAAUUACGUUAUCGAAACUGUACCAGUCCCCCUCCAGCACAUGGAGGAAAAAGUUGUGAGAGCAGGAAUUUUACAGAUGUACGAACAUGUUUGAUGGGCGCUUGCAACUUGCCAGGUAAUUAUGUCAACGUUAUUUUUGAUAUUGUUGAGGUUUAUUGGCACCAUAAUGUUCUAUGGGAAAAAUUUCAACUUUUGACAAGUAUUUCAGAAAAGAAAAAUGUUGUUGUUCGAUUGUGGUCUUAAUCAUUCAUUUAUAUUCGUAAGAGUUUUGCGGUUUUGUCUCAACAGUUGAUGGCGGUUUUUCUGAAUGGUCCAAUUGGACCACUUGUAGUGUUGUGUGUGGAACUGGAUUCCAAUUACGUCAUCGAAACUGCACCAGUCCUUCUCCGGCUUAUGGAGGAAAAAGUUGCGAAAGCAAGAAUUUCACAGAAGGGCGAACAUGCGCGAUGGGACCUUGUCAGUUACCGGGUAAUUAUGUUUUUGUUUUACUUAUCGUUGUUAUUGUGGUAAUUUUUGCCCAACAUGAAUGUCUAAGGAGGAGAUUUAUAUUUUUGUCCCGCCAUCGAAAAAAGAGGAAAUCUUAAUUCUUCCACAGGCCCUGUCAUAUCAUUGAUAUUCACGAGAAUGUAUUGUUUCGUUUUGACAGUUGAUGGAGGUUUUUCAGAAUGGUCCGACUGGACAACUUGUAGUGUUUCGUGUGGGAGUGGAUUCCAAUUACGUUAUCGAAACUGUACCAGUCCCCCUCCAGCACAUGGAGGAAAAAGUUGUGAGAGCAGGAAUUUUACAGAUGUACGAACAUGUUUGAUGGGCGCUUGCAACUUGCCAGGUAAUUAUGUCAACUUUAUUUUUGAUAUUGUUGUGGUUUAUUGGCACCAUCAUUUUCUGUGGGAAAAAAUUCAACUUUUGACAAGCAUUUCAGAAAAGAAAAAUGUUGUUGUUCGAUUGUGGUCUUAAUCAAUUAUUUAUAUUGGUAAGAGUUUUGCGGUUUUGUCUCAACAGUUGAUGGCGGUUUUUCUGAAUGGUCCAAUUGGACCACUUGUAGUGUUGUGUGUGGAACUGGAUUCCAAUUACGUCAUCGAAACUGCACCAGUCCUUCUCCGGCUUAUGGAGGAAAAAGUUGCGAAAGCAAGAAUUUCACAGAAGGGCGAACAUGCGCGAUGGGACCUUGUCAGUUACCGGGUAAUUAUGUUUUUGUUUUACUUAUCGUUGUUAUUGUGGUAAUUUUUGCCCAACAUGAAUAUCUAAGGAGGAGAUUUACAUUUUUGUCCCGCCAUCGAAAAAAGAGGAAAUCUUAAUUCUUCCACAGGCCCUGUCAUAUCACUGAUAUUCAAAAGAAUUUAAUUUUUUUCGUCUUGACAGUUGAUGGAGGUUUUUCAGAAUGGUCCAACUGGACAAACUGUAGUGUGCCGUGUGGCACUGGAUUCCAACUACGUCAUCGAAACUGUUCCAGUCCCUCUCCGGCGCAUGGAGGACAAGGUUGUGAAAGCAAGAAUUUUACAGAAGGGCGAAUAUGUGUGAUGGGACCUUGUCAUGUGCCAGGUAAUAAAGUUGUUCGUAUUAUUGUGGAUUGUUUUGGUUACAACCGAAUUGUCUAAGAGAAAGAUUUCAAUCUCUGAGAAGCCAUUUAAAAAGAUGAUUUUUGAUUUGCUAUCGUAAUUUUUGUCAUGUUUUGACAGUUAACGGUGGUUUUUCUGAAUGGUCUAACUGGACAACUUGUAGUGUGUCGUGUGGGACUGGAUAUCAAUUACGUCAUCGAAACUGUACCAGUCCCCCUCCGGCGUAUGGAGGACAAGAUUGUGAAAGUGGGAAAUUCACAGAAGGACAAACAUGUGUGAUGGAAGCUUGCCGAUUGCCGGGUAACUAAGGAAAAAUUAUUGUCAUUUUUGUUAUUGUGGUUACUCUUUGCAUCAUAAUUAACUAAAUAGAAUAUUAUAAUAUUUAAAAGCGGAACUCGUAGCGCGCGCAGCGUAGCCCCAUAAUUAUACGAAAUAAUAGUAACCCAGCAAGCCGAAUAAACUUUGGACUUGACACCGUACGACCGACCGAACAAGGUGCUAUUUUUAGCAUGCGCGGCCUACUGUACCAUUACAGUAGACCAUUACGUAAUGGAAGCGCGAGGAAGAAGGUAGUACGUAGGCGCGAUUGCGUGCAUAACCUGGAUACCUUAUUAGUGUGCGCCAGGAGACACCGGCAGAUGACAAUGAAGUGCGCAUACUCGAGUGUCGAGCUUCAGUGUAGCGUACUGCGGGCAUACAGUUAGGAAUUCCAUAAGGGCUUCACGUGGGCUAAUAGAUGUGAAGCCGCGUGAGCAAAUAAUUUGCAACCCGCGUUUUAAGCGGGAAAUCAAACUGGUGAGGUUGAAGUUGAACAGUAAUUCUCAGUAUUUUGCAAUUUCUAAUGAACUCGCAUGCAACAAUACCGGUAGAGCUCAACAUUUUUCAACGGGAGGAAAUUGUUAUAAUUCAAGUUCGUGAAGAGAGAAUUUUGAGUGAAAAAAAGGCUGAAAGGAAAGAGACAGAGCGACCGAAAAAAGCAAGAAGUAAAAAGUGAAAGCAAGUCGAGAAAAACGCACAAGAAAGUUAGAGAGGACACAAAAAUAGGCAGAAUACGGCGAGAGGAACGCGAAAGAGAACAAGAAAGACGUAAGUAAAAAGGCGGUUAUCUAGCGAAGAGCAACGCGAGAAAGAAAUACAAAGGCGCUCCUGAAAACAGACUGAAAAGAGGUCAUCAACAAAGAGAAGUGAACUAAAAAGGAUCCGGGAAAGAAGAAGAGGUAAGUCGUGUCUUAUCUGGGUUUUCUCUCACGCUAAGGCCCAGAAAAAUUCAAACCUUUAUUAUCAAUCGUCGUUUGAUACUAGCUUCAGUUUAAAAUUAAAAUCACGUUUCGAUAAAACAAUGGCUUUGGCAUUCAUCGCCUAAAAACCCUCGCGCCGGUUCAUCUCUCGAAUAACAUUUCAAAGUGUUCGUAUUCUUCAUGGUAUUUCUUUUCCUGUCAUUUGAAAUGUUUAAUACAGUUGUGUUAUUAAUUAAGGGAAAAGAAAUCAUCUUAUAGAUUUUGUUUUGCCUGGAAAGUUUUAAGACGAUAGCGAACGGCGAGCGCAAGUUUCAACCGCUUUCUCUCUUCAGUUAACUAUCGCAGGAUUUACUCUAUUUAUUAAAAAAAAGCACGCUAUGUCGAAAAAGUGUUGGUUUGCCCCACGACCAAAGUAAUGGCCUUUCCUUAAAUUGAAAUAAAAUGAGAUUGAGUCAGCAAUGUCCAUGUUUACAUCAAGUUUGACGCGGUAAUUUAAUUUGACAAUAUUGUCACGGUGAGAACCCACCGAACAUCUGAGAAUUAAAUUAUGGACUGUAAAGGUGUGGUGCAAACAAACUUACAGGUAAAAUGGAUUUAGUCCUACUGCAGGAGAAGUGAAGUUCAUUGUUUGGUCAUGGUACUUUUCAGCGCUAUGUUUUCAUGCUUUCUACUGGAUUCGUUCGAACUUCCGGAAAUGGUUUGUCUUACAAAACAUGGAGCCACUUUCUCUUCGCUCUACAUCUUGAGGCGUACUUACUGCUCGAGUUAUGAUGAACAUGCUUGCGAUACGAUACGAUAAUUUUUUCCUAAUGCUGGAAACUGAGGAAUCAAUCUCUGAAAUUGAUAGUCAUCACAUUUUGCAAGAGGCGUCCGAGCUGUGGUCGUGUAAUUAAACGGGUUCCUCGCAAUUUGAGCUCACAAGCACGCUGGUAAGCACAUGGUUAGCGUAAAUUAUUGUUGUUUCCAUUUUUCGAAUUCAAGAGCCGUUUUUGAGAGUCCGUUUGUGUUACCUUCCUGGAUAUUUUCUGUUGAAUUAAUUGAGGUACAAUCUCGGAAUUUCAUAAGUGGUUAUGAACGAUAGAUUCGUAUCGGCACCGUAAUUUAGGGAGGUUUUGUUAAUACAUCAUCAGUUUACAAUUUGAGAACUAUUUCUAUAACUUGCUUGGAUAUUUUCUUUUGAAUUAAUUGAGUCACAUUCUCGGAACUUAAUCAGAAAUUAAGUACGAUAAAUCCGUAUAUGCAGCAAAAGUGAAGCACAUUUUAAACUUUCCAUACGAUUUUAUACUUAAUUGACUCUCGAUAAAUUGGCCUGCCAUAACUCGUUGAUUAUUUUAUUAUUUUGUAGCCCCAAAAGCCCGGCUUAUGACUUUGGAGGUACUGAACUUGAUAUAUUUGAUACGCAAGGCACCCUUCAAGAAAGAAGGUUAGAGUAAAAUUGCUUUUACGACCGUAUAUUGCACCCGGUUUACAUAUGUUGAUAACUGCUUAGAAACCACCUAUUAAAGCUAUAUUCAGAAGCAUAGACAUGUAGCUUAUAUGCUUCUGCUUUAUUUUUAUUGUAUGGGGUUUCUUUUUGUGUAACAUAUACCCAUUCCUUUAAUCUCCACCUUAACCUACCUGCAAAUAAUUAAAUUUUAUGUUUUAAUUCAAGUGUUUGAAGAUAAAACAGAAGUGCUUCAGAGCUCUCUUUCCAGAUUGAAUUCAGGUAAGAACGUCAGCAAACUAGUUGAUGUCAUAUGCUUCUCUUGAAUUUUUAAUUUUAUUGCCCUGGUUUUUUUUCAAAAAGCCCUUUUUAUAUCUCUGUGUACCAGCUAAUGAUCAAAAUCUCAGUGAAUAGAUGUGCCACAUUUUAGUAGUUUUUUUUUAAAUUCCAUCUUUAAGUGUUUGGUAUGUACUAGUUUAAAAUUCAUAAAUGGCAUUCUCUUUUCAUUCAUGUAAAGAGAUAUUACACAUUUCUUUAACUAAAAUCUGAAUCAUGAAGUCAACAUAAUUUCAAUGAGUUUGAAACUUCAUUGUAUAUAAGAACACUUCACUAGAGUAUGUCACAUUUCUUUGCUGUCUUUCUGGUACAUAUGAUUACCAUAUGUGUCUUAACCCUUUAACUCACAAGAUUUCAGAAGUGAUUCUCCUUACUGUCUGUCAUAAAAUUUAUGUCAUGUUAGUUUGUAGAAUUUGGAAUUGGAUCAACCCUUAAUUCAUUAAUUGAUAUUUUUCUGUAUUCUCAUUACUUGUCUGCUUGAUAUUGUACUGAAAGUGUAGGAAAAAUUCUGUCUAGGUCACUAGUGGGACUAAAAGGGUUAAAAUUGGGGAUUUCAUCAUAUUGCAACGAUUAAAAUUUUCUUAUCCUUUCAAAUGUAACCAAAAAAAAAAUAUAUGACGAGAAUGUGAUGUUAUGAAACAAUGGAAAAAGCUGUUGCUGGUAGCCUACCAGUAUGUCUGUAAUGUUUCAAUGUUCAUGGGAAAUACUUUUCUUUGAAAGCGAAGAUGCAGAAUGUCGUAAAAAAAGGUUGUGGUUAUUCAUUGUGGUGAAUAACAAUAAAAGCCAGGUUUUUUUCGUUUGUCUCACGAUGUAGUCACGUGUGAUGUAGAUCGUGAUAUUUCGACUGCAUACUGCUAGUCUUCUUCUUUUGAAAGAGACUAGCAGUAUGCAGUUGAAACGUCGCGAUCUACAUCACACAUGACUACAUCGUGAGACAAACGAAAAAACCCAGCUUUUAUUAAGGAUAUAGAAGUUUUCAAAGCUGAUAGAAAUAAGCUGUUUGCAAGUAAUGAAAAGCAAAUUGAUGAUCAUACCUUAAUGCUUGACAUGCUUCACUCAAACAUGUCAGUUGUGUGUAUCUACCAAUGUAGAUAUGCCUUUAAAAAUAUUCCUUGGUGUGGCUGUUGUUCUUUGUUGAUCGUCGUAGCCAAAAAAGCUAAUAAAGGCACUAAAAUUCAAUAUUUAUGUACACAAGGCACCCUCCAAGAGGAGAAAACCAUAGAAUGAUAUUUAUUAGGCACUUGCACUUACCAUGAUUAUAUAUUCAAGCAAUACUCUACAUAUGUAAAACUGAUUACAUGAUGUCUUUAACCCUUUACACCUUAACAACAGUAUGCUUAUUUUCCAUACUGUCCUCUUUAACAGUCACAAGGUUCUUCAGUUGAUUAUUGUUUCCCUUAUUCACAUGACCUUAAAGCUUGAUUCAGGGAUGAUAUUUAAAAGAGAAAUUAGAUGCUAGUCACUCUCAGGGAUUAGAAUGUUAAUAACUGUAAACAUUUUAUAUGCUCCUUGCAUUUGAUGGCAACAGUAGUUAAUGUUGUUGAGAGAGCAAACAAACAAAUGAACAGAAGACAGUAAAAUGAGGUAAACUAUGAACUCAGUUUACUAUAUGAUAGAAGAAACAUCCCAGAAUACUUAAGUAGAGAAACUUGGAUUGUACUAGGUAAUAUCCUUUAUUGCCCUUCAUGUUUUUCAUUCAAAUAAAAUUUAAUCAGUUGAAGCGUUUGCCUGCAAUGUGUCAAAUUACUAGUGUAGACUUGAUUCUUCUCAGUUGUCAGCUCAUAAAAGACAGAUACUAAGAAUAGAUGUCCAUAAGAAAAAGUACACACCAUCAAAAACAUCACAGUGAAGUGGUGGUGUGAUUGAUUUGGGAUAUUUAGAAUGACAGAAGCAGGAAAAAAAACACUGAGCUUUUUCCUAUUUCGUAAUAAGUUAAUUAGAUUUCGAAAUCUAUAUUCAAACUAGGUGAAUUAAUUAAUAUCAUGCUUCAUUAUGGUUUGUUUACAUGGAAAGGUAAUUAUUAUUAUAGUUUACAGAUGUUUUGUUUGCCAUCCCAGUUAACCCUUUAACUUCCCAGAUCAAAUUUGUAAUUCUCCUUACUGUCAACCAUAUAAUUCUUAUAAUGUUAGUUCAGAGAAUUUAGUAUUGGAUCAACUAAUUAUCCCCAAAUUAAUAUUGCCUCUAUUCUCUUCACUUAUCUGGUUGAUAUUGUAUUGAUAUUGUAGGGAAAAAUUCUCUCUUAGUCACUCAUGGGAGUUAAAGGGUUAACAUUUAUGACAAAGUUCUAUUUAACACAGCAUUUAACAUAAAUGCAAUGUUUCAAGAAUUUUUUUCCUUUCUCUUCAAUACCAUUUACUAUUUCUGGAGCACAAUUAAUCCUUUAACUCACAAGAUCUCAUUGGUAAUUCUCCUUACUGUCUGCCAUAUAGUUCUGGUGAUGUUAGUUUUGAGAAUUUGGUAUUGGAUCAACUAAUAAUUCCCUGAUUAAUAUUUUUAUUUAUUCUUAUCACUUGUCUGCUUGAUAUUGUGUCAAUAUUGUAAGGAGAAAUUCUGUCUUGGUCGCACAUGGGAGUUAAAGGAUUGAAGGAAGCAGGUUAUUGGAAAAAUUAUAACUUUUCAUUUAGGUAAUUAUUUGAAUAUAUGAGUAACAUUUAAUGUUUUUACAUGAAACAGGAUGAUCAAGCUGAAGAUAGCCUCAAAAAGGAGUGAAUUCUACUGUAAUAAUCAGGUGACUAAUUUGGAACUUGAGCACUUCGUAAAUACACCUCGGCUUGCAAUUCUGAUGAUUAAAGUUUGCUGGGGCAAUUGAAAUGUCAGUCCCUAUGCAGGAACUUUCCACAUGGCCUAUACAGUCAUAUGAUAUGAGAUAACUUAAGAAAAAUGCAUUUGUGUCAGUAGAUGUAAUUUAAAUACAGUACCUUGUAGUAACAAAGAUUAAUGAUUUCCUGUAAGCAUGAAUGUUCGGGAGAAGUUAUGGUGGUAACUGACCUUUUUUUUUGCAAGGAUGCAUAGGGUCUGAUGAUUGUAAUUUAUAUCUUUUAGCUUUCAAACUUUCAAAUUUGUGUUAAUUGUAACUGUUUGCCAUAUCUAUUUCUCUGUACCUUAAGCCCUCAAAAGCAGAAGCAGGUGAGUCAAUGACCUGACUUCCUUUGUUUGGAAUUGUGUUAUUAUAUAAUUUUGCUGUAUAGGUUACCACAUUGUAACAUGUAAUAUUAUUAUUCAGAUUGCAUUAAAUGGUGUUUCUUACCAAUGUUCGUACCGAAACUAAACACUGAUAUCUGGAAAUGGUCACAAGAUAUGUGAGUUUUAAAGGGUGGAAAUCUGGAAAAGCAAGGAUCUUCCUUUAAUUAGUUCUGAAAUUAAAUGGGGGCCCUCCUGUUUUAAUUCAUGUUUUUAGUAUGACCUGCUUCCUCCCCUGUAAUGUUUAGGGCAUAUGAAUGAAGAGAACAUUUUUUGUAUUUUGACGCAUGAAAAUUAAAUUAAUUAGCAUCCAUAUAAUGCACAAAGCAAGAAUAUAAUUGCCUUAGCUUAAAAGGUUAAAAAAUUAAAACAAGAGAGUUGUGCAGACCAUAUCUUCCUCCUUUGGAUAUUUAUCCAAAUAACAUAGUCACUAAUAGUCUCAUUCAAUCUUAAUUUUCACUGAGUUUGUGGAAAGAUGAUAACCUCGGUAUUUCUCUAAAUGAAGAAAGGAAGGCCUGCCCUCUUACCGCAGGUAGUUCUUUUGGGCAUCAUCAGUAAAACCCUGGUAAAAUUUGUAAUUGAAGGCAAUUGUUCCAGGUAGACUAACCCUAAAAAUUAGUUGUGAAAACUUCGUGAACCUGUCGUUGUAUAAAAUGUUUGAUUGAAUUUUACCUCACUAACCAACAUGUAAACUGAAUAAAUAGAAACUUGAAAUUCAUUUGUUCUCCUUUAGAGGUGUGCAUCAAAAUUCUGAAGUCAUUGCAGGCUUGAAGUACAGCUUUAGAGGAAAUCUGCAUGUAUUCCUUAGCUUAAUGGGUCAUAGGUUAAAAAAUUAAAAAUAAGAUAGUUGUGCAGACCAUAUCUUACUUUUUAUGUAUAAACCUAGUACUAUGACUAGUUCAAAUGACUUUACUACUUGCCAUAAAGGUAUAGGCAGGUGUUGUAAAAAAGUUUGGUUAGCUUUUUCAUUAGUACACAUCUCUUUUUCUAAGAAUCUUGUUUAUUCGGCCUAUGCUCAAUUCUACUUUUUCAAUAAAAUUUUCUUUUGAAUGUUCUUAGAUCUCUUAGUAUCAGUUAAUAUUCAUGUAAUUAAAAUAGUUACAUGAAAUCUUGCAGAUGCGUGGCACAUUUUUUCCCUCUGUUCCUCCUAACAUUCUACUAUGUUCAGGGAUUGUUAUUGGCUAUAAAAUCUAUGUCAAAUUAAAGUUUUGUGCACAGUCUAUGCGUCAAAUUUAUCUAAUAAAAUAUUGUGUCCUUCUUAAAACUAGUUUAUGAGAAUAAGAAUGCGUUACCAGGCACAAGUAUGACUUUCACAAUGAUAGUUUCAAGGUUUGAAAAAAGUCAUUGCCAGCUAAAAUCCUCUGUUCCUUUGCUCAAAACAUUGCCAACGGGAGCAAUUAGUUAAUUAAUGAUACAGACAAGAGAGCCUAUUCCCAAAUACACCCUCCUCAAUUCUGUUUGCUUUUUAUGGACAUGGCAUUUCAAACGUGGUGUAUAUGCCACAAAUUUUCCAUCUCCUGAUUAAUUAUUUUGUAAUGUUUUUUACAAGUUGUGGAAAAUGGUUGGGUUGAAACAUAAUACAAAGACUUGCUAGUAGAUAGUCAAAUGAAAACUUUUUACAUACCAAUAAAAUUUAUUGUUGCGUUUCAUGUUAACAUGUUGCAACAACUUCACCUUCCAGUAAAUUCAACUGAUGGGUAACAUGAGAAAAUACCAUGUAAAACUUUUCAACCUAUUUAAUAUAGCCAAUAAUAACAUUCACUCAACUUUUAAACUAAAGAGAAACUUGAUUGAUGUUUGGAGUUGAUUUCUGUGACGUGGAAAUGAAAUCCAGGUAUUAUCUCAAGUUCUCUUGAGGACAUCCACUUUAUAUGCAGUUACACCAGAAGUUACCGAAUUAAUUAAGAGUAAAUAUAAGAAAAAGACGUCGUGUAUUUCCAGCCAGAGGACAAUCGUGAAUCAAAAAUAACCGAAAGCGAAAAAGUAAAAAAAAAUACCGGCUCAAACACGAGUUCAAAGUUACCUUUCUUUUUAAUUUUCUACGCUAAACAGGAGAUUGAAACGCUGGGGAAAAACGGUGGGGUAAGCAGUCAUACAUGACAACAUCACUAGAAGAUAUAAUAAAGCCCAUACGAUUCUGGCGUAUUGUUUUGCUGACUCACUGUGCUCACGUGUAUAUAACAAUCGACUAGCGAUGUCAUAACGCAAAGUAGUUUGCCGUCGUUUCUUUCAAUUUUGGCCCAUUUUCCCAAACCGAAAUUAUAAGUCACGCUCAAUAGAUUAUAAUUCCAACUGAUGCUGACAUCAUAGACUUCAUCUGAAGAAGAGAACAUCCCCCAUCUUAGAAAAUUUGCUCCAAACAUUUGGAACAACGACGAAGGUCCUAAGCUGUUUGAAGAUACCGCUGACUAGCAUGUGUGUUAAUCGCCUUGCAAGUUGUGAGAAAAUCGUCUCCAGGUUCCAGACCUCGUCUGGUCUCCUGUCCCCUUGAAGAAACUAUUCUACAGCCUGUGCUGAAGAGUUUUAUUACAGUUUUCAUUCAGCAUAAUGCGGGGCUGGAAAAUAAACUACCAAGAGCUCCGCUUUUAGGCUUGGCUAAAUCUAUAUAUGUUCCUACUUAAGAGGAAAUUUUCAUUUUUAUUCCACAGUGCCCGUCAUAUUAUUAAUAUUCACGAGAACGUAUUGUUUCUUUUUGACAGUUGAUGGCGGUUUUUCAGAAUGGUCCGACUGGACAACUUGUAGUGUUUCGUGUGGGAAUGGAUUCCAAUUACGUCAUCGAAACUGUACAAGUCCCCCUCCAGCACAUGGAGGAAAAAGUUGCGAAGGCAAAAAUUUCACAGAUGUGCGAAACUGUUCGACAACAGAAUGCUAUUCAAAAGGUAAAUAAGUUAAUCAUCAGAACUGAUCUAACCCAAGAGUGGGUCAGCGGGUAAGCCUUUAUUUGAUAGCCUUUUAUGAUUUUUAUCACCUGACAAAAUUUUUUACCGGUGUCUUCUAAUAAUUCCAAUUGCAUAAUUUGCUCUCACAUUCUUUAGAUGUGUUGGAUGCUUUCCAAACUAUUUUGUGUUUUCCAAAAUAGCACAUUUUUGGAUUUAUGAAUGUUUUUUCUCAGCAUGUUUUGGUGAUAACUUAAAAUUUACCAAAUUUUGCGGACAAAAUUUAAAAUGAAUUCAAUUCUUUUUUUCCUCUGCAAGAUUUAGCUAGUCCGUAAGAAACUAUGUGUUUGUAAUAGGACAUGAAAUGAUGCAGAGUUAAUCCGUCUAAUUUGUGGAGAGUCAGUCAUACACUGAGUGUUUCAGAAAUUCUGCGACAACACAUACACUGAAUGUCGCAGUAAUUCUGCAAACACUCGUACACUGGAUGUCGCAGAAAUUCUGCAACCCCUCAUACACUGGAUGUCGCAGAAAUUCUGCGACCAUAUCUACUCUGGAUGUCACAGAAACUUUGCAACCACUCAUGCCCUGGGUAUCACAGAAAUUUUGCACCACUCAUACACAGGAUGUCGCAGAAACUUUGCGACCACUCAUAGACUGGAAGUCGCAGAAAUUAUGCAAGCAUUCAUACACUGAGUUGUCGCAGAAUUUCUACGACAUCCAGCGUAUGAGUGGUCGCAGAAUUUCUGCGACAUCUAGUGUACUCGCUAUCAUCGGUUGAAAUGUUUUUGUGCGAGGAAUACAAAUUAACUUCACUCAGAGUCAAAAACAGACAAAAGCUCAACUCUACGAUAAGUUGAAGUAACAAUGCUGUGUGUGCUAAUUUUUUUUGCAUGACAAGAUAAACUAGAGUAAAUAAAUCCACGGUUGGAAACUUAAGGCUAUUAACAGAGGCCCGCUUUAUUAAAGAGAUUUAAAGUUAGGAGACCUUUUGAGCAGAUAACUUCUUACUAAAUUUAGCUUUUCUGAAGCUUUUAAAGAACCAUGGGUUUACUGAAGCAAAUUGGAACGCACCUUUUGAAUUUGAAAUUGGCUUUUUUUUUCCACCAUUCUCGGGAAACGAAUAUAUUUUUUUCUUCGUUCCGGCAAGCUAUGACCAUUUUCUCGUGGACUUCGUACCUUGCAGAACUUCUGCAGCAUUGAACGCCAUACCAUGCAGAAUUGCUGCAGCACUAGACGUCAAGGUGUGCAGAAUUUCUGCUGCAUUGUACGUCAAACCUUGCAGAAUUUCUGCAGCAUUGGACGUCAAGGCGUGCAGAAUUUCUACAGCAUUGGACGUCAAACCUUGCAGAUUUUCUGCAUCAUUGGAAGCCAUACCAUGCAGAAUUUCUGCAACCCUGGACAUAAUUCCAUGGCAAAUAAAACUGAAAAAAAAAACCAUAUUUUUCAUAAGUCCAUUUAUCACGGCAAUUGCUAUUUUGGAAAACACAAAAUAGUUUGGAAAGCGUUUUCAUGGACAACACUUAAAUUUCAUCAGAAAUCUCGGUACCAAUCAAAAUGUCAGAUCAUCUAAAUUGGACAUGACCCUUUUUUGGCUACAUUUCGAAAAUGUCUUCAUCUGGGGCAUGCAUUUAAAGCUCAUGUUAUGCCAUCUGUAACUUUAGUAAACUAUAAUUACGUUAGGGAUAAGAUCCAUACCUUGGGAAUCAAAUCGUACUUUUGGAAUAAAAUCCAUACCUUUCAUGUAAAAUUAAUAUCUGAAAAAGUAAGUGAAAAUAAUAUUAUUAAUUCUGUAUUUAACGUUCGCAUUUUAAGUAGUGUUAAAUGUGAAUGGUGUAAGUGAUUCAAGAGGGUAAACAUCGCAAAAAUGAAGUAGUUAUACUAAUAAUAAUAAAAUAAUAAUAAUAAUAAUAAUAAUAAUAAUAAUAACAAUAAUAUAAUGAUAUCAAUAACAGUGAUAAAAAAACAUCCAUACUUCAGUCAUAACAUCCUUACCUCAAAAACAACAUUUACACAUCAGGUAGAACAUGCAUGCCUUAGACACAGCAUCCGUUAUGCUUAUGCAUUCAUUAAUAUACUUCCAGACUGAAGGUAUAUAAUUAUAUUUUAAAAGUUAUUUCAAUAAAACUGGAGCCGAUGCAUGAUGUAGAGUGUAAAAAGUAAAAAAAUCCUUCCAAUAUUUAUUUGUAUUGUUUGGUUUUGCUUUAACAGUUGAUGGCGGUUUUUCAAAAUGGUCUGCUUGGACCACAUGUAGUGCAUCGUGUGGGACUGGACUCCAAUUACGUUAUCGAAACUGCACCAAUCCUCCUCCCGCUCAUGGAGGGAAAAACUGCGAGAGCAGAAAUAUCUAUGAAGGGCGAUCAUGUAAUAUGAAAGCUUGCCAAUCAGGUAAACCAGCGGGUAUUGGUUUUCCCUCUCUUUCUGAUACGAGAAGUAUGCAAUACCCCUUAUCGGGGGCACAGAGACACGAUGCUUAGUGAUCGACGUGAAGUCUUUGUCAAAAGCUUCGAGUUUAAGGAUUGAACCUUGGUUGGAGUUAUUCUGUUGCAAAAAGUCGAGUUAUUGUCAACUUACUCUCAGAUCCUCCCUUGAGGUAAGAGAACAAAUGUGCUCUAGGAACUUUCCAAGAAACCUUAGGAAAAGGUGGUGCUUUAGUCUGAUGUGAACUAGCAACCAAUCGUCAUUCCCUAUUCGCCUAUGGCUGCAGAAACUGGAAUGGGCUUUAGCAACAUGCGACUUUUUUCCUGGUGGCCCUAAAUAAGAACGCUAUGUUGUUCUUGUGGCUUUCUUAAUUUACCCAUGGCUUCCAUGUAUUUGCAGAACAAACAUUGAGUAUCAGCUGAUCAUUGAGGAAAAUACUAUAGAUCCAUUACAAAUUACUCAAAUAAAUGACUUUGUAUCUCCUUAACCUACAGAUGUGGGUUUUGUUAACGCUAAUACCGGCGAUGGUGGAACAGGAGACGAAGAGGAGCAUGGCAGCAAUGAAUACUGUAAGUUAACUAUAGAGGCUUGGGAUGGGCGAGGCACAGGUAAUUCCCUUUCGUAAGCUAUGUGGAUAUGUACUGCUCUGUGAUACCAAAUCGGGAAAAGGUGAAGGAAUUCAAAGUGGUGUUGAAAAUAGCAUGCUGUGGUCUGAAAUAGGGUCAGGAUUUGAAUUUAAAUUGGUAGCACAUCCCUACCAAGAGUUCCGCGGAGUACCGGCUUUUCAGAGAAAAGAAGGCAUAUUUUGUGAAAAUAGUUUUUAUGUAAAAAAGCAGGUCCACGUGAAAAAAUAAUACUUAUCUAUACAGUAAUUUCAGAACAGAAUGUCGUCUGCGUUUUUCCUACAGUUCUUCAAUUGUUUUCGUCUGUGGUUCGUGUUUAAGUCGAAUUUGAGAUGGGACACCAACAUAACCCGAAAAUCCCACGAAAUACAGUUCAAGCUACGCCUUAUUGACUUUUUGUAUUUUUGUUAUAUAUUUUUCCAGUUGUUGCGAUGAUAGUUUUUGCAGUGGCUCUCGCAUUUUCCAUCCUAAUUGGUAUCACUGCAUGCUAUGUGCUACGCGAUCAAUCUUCUAGAAACAGGUAAGGAGAAAUAUUGCGGAAAACAGUACUUUACAGUCGCCAUUUAUACGAAAGUAAUUCAUGUGAGCGUAAUAACACGUUAACCCUUUAACUCCCAGGAUCUCAUUAGUAAUUCUCCUUACUGUUCGCCACACAAUUAUUAUGAUGUCAAUUUGGAGACUUUGGUAUUGGAUCAUCUAAUAAUCCACUAAUUGGUUUUUCUACUUUAUUUUCAUCACUUCAAUGCUUGAUUUUGUAUUGAUAUUGUAAGGAGAAAUUUUCUCUUAGUCAUUCAUGGGAGUUAAAGGUUUAAAGCCGUUUUGAAUUGAGUGUCGAAAGUGAUCCGGGAUUGCUUUGGAUUUGCCUAACUAUGCUCUGUGAUUGGUCAUGAAAACUGGCGUCAUUCCCUCAACCAAUUAGAUGCAAAACCAAACCCGGUCACGAUUCACUCACCGGCGUUUUCCCGCACUUUAGGCAGUUUUUUGCGUUUUACUUCGAGUUCUCAUUGGCCUCGAAGCUAUUUUUACUUUCAUAGCAAUUCAGUUUGUCAUCACGGUUAACUUUUACCCUUGAAGAUGAAAUCUUAGUGUGAGGUAGUCCAGAUGAAAGCUAUCAAGCAGUUGUUUCAUGUGAUAAUACUUCUUUACACUCUAAAAGGUGGAGUAAUAAUAACCCCCAUUGCAAAGUGAGAGAGAGAGAGAGAAGGGAUUAUCCUUAUCAAUCAAGUUAAUUACAUUUAUACUCUAAUUUAAAAGUUUUUGACUUCAUUUUUUUAACCUUAAACAACAGGAACAUUGCACAGGUUGAAAAUACACGACUUGAUGGAAAAUUUGUUUAUGUGAUGGACGCAAUGAAGACCUGAAGCUAACAUACACUCACAAAGGAGUCUGAGGACACAAUGUUCCCGU
Messenger RNA from Pocillopora meandrina, 24721 nucleotides. NCBI's taxonomy places the organism in Eukaryota, Metazoa, Cnidaria, Anthozoa, Scleractinia, Pocilloporidae. The record is from the annotation of a GenBank genome assembly.